AGGGGUGACGUAAUCACGCAGAAGACGUCAGUGUCUGCAGAGAGACAGGAAGGGAAGGAAAGCUUAUUGUUGUCUGCUUGUAAACAGAACUCGGGGAGCCGACUGCGAUAUGGGGGCCGUGCUGGGCAUCUGCUCUGUCGCUAGCUGGAUUCCAUGCCUGUGCAGUGGUGCCACGUGUAUCUUGUGCCGCUGCUGCCCCAGCUCCGGUAACUCCACGGUGACCCGUCUCAUCUAUGCAUUCCUAAUGUUGCUGGGCACUUUCCUGUCCUGCCUCAUGCUCACCCCCGGGAUAUCGGACCAGCUGAAAAAGAUCCCGGGGUUCUGUGAAGGAGGCCGUGGCACAACUAUUCCCAGUGUUAAUGGCUAUGUGGACUGUGACGUGCUGGUCGGUUAUAAGGCUGUGUAUCGCGUAAGCUUCGCCAUGACCCUUUUCUUCCUAGUCUUCUCCUUGCUCAUGAUUGGAGUGAAGACCAGCAAGGACCCCCGGGCUGCAAUACACAAUGGGUUCUGGUUCUUUAAAGUGUUGGCCAUUGUUGGUAUAAUGGUGGGAGCUUUCUACAUUCCAGAGGGACCCUUUACUAGAACUUGGUUUGUCUUUGGAUCAGGAGGGGCUUUUUCCUUCAUCCUCAUCCAGUUGGUGUUGCUUGUGGACUUUGCGCAUUCCUGGAAUGAGUCCUGGGUGGAGCGCAUGGACGAGGGGAAUUCCAAAUGCUGGUAUGCAGUCUUGCUGUCGGUCACCGGCCUGCUGUACAUUGCAUCAAUAACAUUCUUCGCCCUCCUCUAUGUAUUCUACACUGUGCCUGGGGAUUGUGCUAUGAACAAAUUCUUCAUCAGUUUCAACAUGAUCCUCUGCUUGAUCGUAUCGGUCAUCUCAAUCCUUCCCAAAGUUCAGGAAGGUCAACCACGCUCUGGGCUCCUUCAGUCCUCUGUGAUUACCCUGUACACCGUUUACCUGACCUGGUCUGCCAUAUCCAAUGAGCCUGAUCGUACAUGUAACCCAAGCUUGAUGGCCAUCCUGAACAAGAUUACAGCUCCUACACUGAGUCCUCCAAAUGGGACCUUCCCGGCAGGUCCCACACCCGAGCCUAUAAAGUCCCUGCAGUGGUGGGAUACUCAGAGCAUCAUCGGCCUGGUCCUGUUUGUGCUGUGCCUUCUGUAUUCCAGCAUCCGAAACUCGACCAACAGCCAAGUGAACAAGCUCACCUUAUCCGGCAGUGAAACACCCAUGCUGGAUGACACCGUAGGAAACGGCUCGGACGGCGAGGAGGGGGAGGUGCGUCGUGUGGUGGAUAAUGAGAAGGAUGGCGUCCAGUACAGCUAUUGCUUCUUCCACUUCAUGCUGUGUCUGGCUUCCCUCUACAUUAUGAUGACCCUCACCAACUGGUACAGCCCGGAUGCAGAUUUGAAGACUAUAACAAGCAAGUGGCCGGCUGUUUGGGUGAAGAUCUCCUCUAGCUGGGUGUGUCUAUUGAUCUACACCUGGACACUGAUCGCUCCCGUCAUCUGUCCCAACAGAGACUUCAAUUAGAUGUCUCCCAAUCCGCCUUGUCUUUUUUGUUAACAACCCUCCCCGGUUUUAAAGUCUGCUCGGGGUGCACCCGUCAUCAAGAAAGCCAAAUUGAUUCCUAAACAAUUAUCUUACAGCAGAUCACCCAAAAGUGCCUGGACCUAGAUUUUAUUUUCUUGUCAGAAUUGAUGUGCAAUAUAGGGGGGGCCCUCCCUAGCUCAGGAGGUCAUUGAAUGAUAAUCU
Molecule: messenger RNA, 1750 nt
Organism: Nanorana parkeri
Lineage: Eukaryota; Metazoa; Chordata; Amphibia; Anura; Dicroglossidae
Gene: SERINC3
Product: serine incorporator 3
Exons: 10
Coding region: 110-1528 (472 amino acids)
Cellular component (GO): membrane
Source: RefSeq, a predicted model, not a curated record